Messenger RNA from Stereum hirsutum FP-91666 SS1, 585 nucleotides. RefSeq lists its product as uncharacterized. The record is from RefSeq and is a predicted model, not a curated record. NCBI's taxonomy places the organism in Eukaryota, Fungi, Basidiomycota, Agaricomycetes, Russulales, Stereaceae. The transcript has 3 exons. The coding region runs from base 1 to 585 and encodes 194 amino acids.
AUGGCUUAUGAAAAGGACACAACCCUCAGAAACUAUCACAUGGUCUUGUGCUGCAGCAAUCUGCUACAUCACGCUCUGAAGCAGGUGAAGGAUGACGUGGUCCGUCCGGUCCCAUGGUUAGAAUGGGGACCGGACUCUUCCAGAAUAUUUCUUCAGGAUCCUGUCUCGCCGUUGCCUGACCCAUCGUUGGUAGGGUAUAUCAGUGGAAAAAGGAUCGUCUCUGACUUCUUCUUGACGGCGCCGGAAGCAAGAGAUCAUGAGCGAUGCGCUGUCGUCGAGUUCGGGUACCAUCUCCUGCGAGAUGAGGAUUUUCCACGAAGUUUGGAAGCUUCCUACAAUCGUAAAGGCGACCGCCCUCCGGUCUUGGUCAAGGCAAAAUCCGAACCAGACAUCUUUCAUAUCGGAAAUGACAGUCCUUUCUCCAUCGCAUUCGAAGCUCGACUUCCGUAUCGUAGCAUCCUGUUGCUUGAGACUCCUUUUGACUUCAUUGAACCGGAGUACAAAAUCAGCGAGGACCAGUUAUUAGUGCUCGAAUUCGGGGGCCCAGUGAACUUGCCGUUCGAGAUGCUGGUAUUCUCGUUCUAG